AUGGAGAGAACAAGGGCGUGUUUGGUUGCUUUGGCCCUUGCGACCCUAUGUGGCGUAACUCAAGUGAGAUCCAGUGCUUCUGAUCAUCUUUACAAAGCUGGAGAUGAAGUUCCUUUCUAUGCUAAUAAAGUCGGCCCGUUCCGCAAUCCCAGUGAGACAUACCGUUACUUCGAUUUUCCGUUCUGUUCCUCAGCCCUGGUGAAGAAGAAGAAGGAAGCUUUUGGCGAAGUGUUGAAUGGCGAUCGGCUAGUGAGUGCCCCUUACAAAAUCGACUUCUUGAGCGAGAAAGAUGCUGAAAUUGCUUGCCAAACGAAGCUCUCAAAGGAAGACGUCGCCAAAUUCAGAACCGCCGUCUCUGAAGACUAUUACUUCCAAAUGUACUACGAUGACCUUCCGAUUUGGAGCUUCUUUGGCAAAGUUGAUAAGGAAAGCAUGACCGAUCCGAGCAACCAUAAGUAUUAUCUCUAUAAGCGUCUCCUAUUUGACAUCUUUUACAAUAAAGAUCGUGUUAUUGAGAUUCAUGCUCGAAGUGAUUCCAAUGCCGUGGUCGACCUCAACGGAGAUGAACCAGUCGAUGUGGAUUUCAUGUACACGGUUAAAUGGAAGGAAACAGGCUCUCCUUUUGAGAAACGGAUGGGCAAGUACUCGAUGUCUUCAAACCACUUGGAAAUCCAAUGGUUUUCGACCCUUAAUUCAUGUGUUAUCGUUCUGUUAUUGACUGCUUUCCUUGCCACCAUUCUUAUGCGCAUCCUUAAGAAUGAUUUCAUGAAGUAUACACGUGAUGAGGAAUCAGCAGAUGAUGAUGAUGAGACUGGGUGGAAAUACAUUUAUGGUGAUGUGUUCAGGUACCCAAAGCACAAGUCUUUAUUUGCUGCAGCUCUUGGAUCUGGUAUCCAACUCUUUACUAUUGCAAUUUUCAUUUUUAUCCUUGCUAUGGUUGGGAUCUUUUAUCCAUAUAAUCGAGGAGUUCUGUUAUCUACUUUGGUAGUCAUUUAUGCCCUUACAUCUGGAAUUGCUGGCUACACUGCAGCUUCUUUCUAUUGUCAGCUAGAAGGAAUAAAUUGGGUGAGAAACUUAUUACUGACAGGAAGCUUGUUUUGUGGACCUCUUUUUGUCACAUUUUGCUUUCUUAACACCGUAGCAAUUGCUUACAAAGUCACUGCAGCAUUGCCAUUUGGAGCCAUUGUAAUGAUUUUUCUCAUAUGGGGUCUGGUCACAUCUCCUUUAUUAGUAUUAGGAGGUAUUGCUGGAAAGAAUAGCAAGGCGGAGUUUGAAGCCCCGUGUCACACCACAAAGUGUCCUACAGAGAUCCCACAGCUGCCUUGGUACAGAAAAACUCUUCCUCGGAUGGCAAUGGCAGGGUUCUUGCCUUUCAGUGCCAUAUAUAUUGAGCUUUAUUAUGUGUUAGCCAGCGUGUGGGGACAUAGAAACUACACCAUUUACGGCAUCCUGUUUAUUGUCUUUAUCAUUCUCUUGUUUGUCACUGCUUUUAUUACCGUGGCUUUAACUUAUUUUCAACUUGCUGCUGAAGACCAUGACUGGUGGUGGAGGUCCUUCCUUUGUGGUGGGUCAACUGGGUUGUUCAUAUAUGCCUACUGUUUCUUUUACUACUAUGAGCGAUCUGACAUGUCAGGCUUCAUGCAAACCUCAUUCUUCUUUGGCUACAUGGCUUGCAUUUGCUAUGGCUUCUUCCUCAUGCUUGGUGCCAUAGGCUUCCUUGCAUCUCUGUUCUUCGUUCGUCACAUCUACCUCUGUAUCAAGUGUGAGUAGAUGAAGUCGCAAAACUCUGUUCACAAGAGGAACAAAUGGGGACAUUGUGCUCUGCUUCAAAGCAGCAGGUGGAAGCGCGUGUGUUUGGGACGGGUAUGUUUUGCUGUUGCGGUGCCUUAUGAAAUAUGAAUCGUC
Hibiscus syriacus is the source of this 1905-nucleotide messenger RNA. Its product is annotated as transmembrane 9 superfamily member 3-like. The transcript is spliced from 8 exons. Gene Ontology annotation, biological process: protein localization to membrane. The record is from RefSeq and is a predicted model, not a curated record. Gene Ontology annotation, cellular component: membrane. The coding region runs from base 1 to 1770 and encodes 589 amino acids. NCBI's taxonomy places the organism in Eukaryota, Viridiplantae, Streptophyta, Magnoliopsida, Malvales, Malvaceae.